AUGGCACCCAAGAAGGCAAAGAGGAGGCAGCAGCAGGGUGAGGGUGGAUCCUCCAAUGUGUUCUCCAUGUUUGAGCAGAGCCAGAUUCAGGAGUACAAGGAGGCUUUCACAAUCAUUGACCAGAACAGAGAUGGCAUCAUCAGCAAGGACGAUCUCAGGGACGUGCUGGCCACCAUGGGACAGUUGAACGUGAAGAAUGAGGAGCUGGAGGCCAUGGUGAAGGAGGCUAGCGGCCCCAUCAACUUCACCGUCUUCCUGACCAUGUUCGGCGAGAAGCUGAAGGGUGCUGAUCCCGAGGACGUUAUCGUGAGCGCUUUCAAGGUCCUGGACCCUGAGGCCACAGGCUUCAUCAAGAAGGAAUUGCUUGAUGAGCUCCUGACCACCCAGUGCGACAGGUUCACCCCCGAGGAGAUGACCAACCUGUGGGCCGCUUUCCCCCCGGAUGUGGCUGGCAACGUGGACUACAAGAACAUCUGCUACGUCAUCACUCACGGAGAGGAGAAGGAGGAAGAGUAA
Messenger RNA from Knipowitschia caucasica, 516 nucleotides. Lineage: Eukaryota; Metazoa; Chordata; Actinopteri; Gobiiformes; Gobiidae. The record is from the annotation of a GenBank genome assembly.